AUGCUGGACAAAUGGCGAAACGUAAACGGAGGAGGUGGUGGGUCUGGCGGCAGAAGGAAAGCUAGAACUUCUCACCCGCCAGUUAUGCCAGAACCUUGCCGAAUUUCCUUGUAUAAGAGAAUAGCAAAGUACAAUACAAUGAUUUACGAGUCUCUCAAAUACAUUGAAGAUCCCUAUGGAACUGAUCUCGAUACGAUGAUUAACUUUCUUAAGUCAAAGUAUGAGUUAGAAAGUACCUUUAGAAAAUCAUUUACUGCAGCGCUCAGAGCACUUGAGGUGAAUGACCGCUACAAGGUCAUGGGUACGUCUUCGGGUGCUGAAACAUCCCGACAAGAGGAUGUUAGGACAAAUGCUGUUGAUACUCAAGAACAUCCUGCAAGUGUUGCUAUUAAGGUGGCUUUAGCUGAAAUCAAUAAAUAA
Helianthus annuus (common sunflower) is the source of this 420-nucleotide messenger RNA. Its product is annotated as single myb histone 4-like. The record is from RefSeq and is a predicted model, not a curated record. The coding region runs from base 1 to 420 and encodes 139 amino acids. Gene Ontology annotation, molecular function: double-stranded telomeric DNA binding. The transcript is spliced from 5 exons. Lineage: Eukaryota; Viridiplantae; Streptophyta; Magnoliopsida; Asterales; Asteraceae.